Phalaenopsis equestris is the source of this 1395-nucleotide messenger RNA. RefSeq names its product dof zinc finger protein DOF3.6-like. The record is from RefSeq and is a predicted model, not a curated record. Gene Ontology annotation, biological process: regulation of DNA-templated transcription. Bases 249 to 1001 code for a protein of 250 amino acids. Gene Ontology annotation, molecular function: DNA binding; DNA-binding transcription factor activity. Lineage: Eukaryota; Viridiplantae; Streptophyta; Magnoliopsida; Asparagales; Orchidaceae. The transcript has a single exon.
GCAACCCAUCCAUCCCACAGGCCACAGUUCAUCAUCCUCUCCACUUGCUCUCUCUCUCUCUCUCUCUCUCUUUCUCUCUCUCUCUAAAUCAUCUCCAUCCCUGUCAAUAAUUCUUUCCCCUGCAUGCGCCCUCUUGUCGCCUAGCUCUUGGGACAGAACCUUCCACCUCCCAUUAUUCCUCCCCUCUCUCUCCCUCUGCACCCACUUUCUUCUUUCUCCACCACUUCGCCCAUACCAUUCUGCGCAUCAUGGUUGCCAAACUCGAUCACGGCGCAUCCUCCGCGCAGCAGAACACCAACUCUCCCCCACUCAACUGCCCCCGCUGCGACUCCACCAACACAAAGUUCUGCUACUACAACAACUACAGCCUCGCCCAGCCUCGCCACUUCUGCAAAUCCUGCAAGCGGUACUGGACCCGCGGCGGAACCCUCCGCAACGUCCCCGUCGGCGGCGGCUCCCGCAAGAACAAGCGAUCCAAGAAAUCAUCUCAAUCUCACCGACCCUCCUCCUCCAUCGCCGACACCACCCCUUCCCUUCCACAGCCUCCACCCACUGAUCUCAAUUCCUUGCUCUAUGCUUUUCCCCCGAUCAUCAAUUCCUCGACCGUCUUCUUCCCUAAAUUCGAUUUCGAUCCGCAGGUUCCUGAAUUUGAAGAAAACUUCCAGCCCUGCCAUGGCGCUGCAAAUCUGGCCGAUUUACAGAAAACGGCGACAAAUUUUCUUGGGGAUUAUUCGCUGAAUUCUCAAAUGCUUGCUUCUUCGGGUCCGAUGGUUGCAGAGACAUUCCAGCCAUUGAUGCCCUAUGAUGAUCUCGAAAUCGGAGCAGGGAACAACGCUUCAAAUAAAUCAAUAGAUUGGCCGCAUGUGGUGAAGGAGAUUAAUCCAUUAGAAGCUACGAGUUCGGGCGCCGGUGCUGCUGCGCAGUCUGGUUAUCAGUACUGGAAUCGGGCGACGAGCAGCAGCUGGCCGGAAUCCGGGUCGUCGGUUGCCCCUCUUAUCUAACUGGCAAAACCAAACAUGCUAAUUAUUUUCUCAAUUGAUCAUCAAGCUUGGCUCUAAUCUUCUUGUCCUGUUCUUAGUAUUACAUAAACUGAUCAGACCAGAUGGAUCGGAGAGAUCAUGUCGGAUGCGAAGGCCUCUCCGGCGCCUCGUGCUGUUUUUGAGUCAUUGCGGCGUUGAGAGAAAUCUAUUUGCUCCGAGAGGAACCUCGGAUCCAUUGCAUCAUCAGCUUAUUUCAUUAAAAGUUAUUGUUUUUCUCCAGCAAAAAGUAUCAGAAUUUGGAGAUCGGAAGGAAAUGAAUUUAGAUGGAGGGUGGCUUUUUUAUCUGUUUUGUAAGUUUGUUUUGUUAAUUAUAUGUACAUACCAAGCCAUAGCUAUGGUUACAUAUCUUCAUGCU